AUGGCUGAUACUGAGGAUGCUGGCCCGUCGUCCGUCUCGGAACCUUUAGAUUUGGUACGCCUGUCGCUCGACGAGAUCGUGUUCGUGAAACUUCGCGGGGAUCGCGAGCUCAAGGGUCGUCUGCACGCCUACGACAGUCACUGCAACUUGGUAAUGGGCGAGGUGGAAGAGACCAUUUACGUUGUGGAGGAGGACGAGAGCGAGGAGGAGACCAUCAAGACUAUCAAGAAGCAGGAGGAAAUGCUCUUUGUUCGAGGUGACUCGGUGGUUUUGAUCUCUCCCCAGGCAUGA
Molecule: messenger RNA, 291 nt
Organism: Aspergillus chevalieri
Lineage: Eukaryota; Fungi; Ascomycota; Eurotiomycetes; Eurotiales; Aspergillaceae
Gene: LSM3
Product: U4/U6-U5 snRNP complex subunit LSM3
Exons: 4
Coding region: 1-291 (96 amino acids)
Biological process (GO): mRNA splicing, via spliceosome; P-body assembly
Cellular component (GO): precatalytic spliceosome; catalytic step 2 spliceosome; Lsm1-7-Pat1 complex
Molecular function (GO): RNA binding
Source: RefSeq, a predicted model, not a curated record